CCCGUUUUUCACCACUUUUAACAGUGGUUAUUGAUUCGUCAACUGUUAAAAUGAGUAAAAUAUUUACUUUUAUCGUUAUAGCAGUAGCAAUAUGUAUCCAGUCGUCAAGGGCCGACGAUAAACCAGAGGGCAUGGACGAAUGUCUGAAAAAAUCUGGAGCUACAGUAGAGGACAUUUUAGCCAGACCUAAUAAAAAUACCAAUGAAAUUAGAUGUUUUCGGAAAUGCAUGCUAGAAAAACAAGGUAUGAUUGAUGGUUCUGGUUCUAUCCAUAAAGAUCUAUUCGAUAAAGCUUAUCCAAAAGCAGCUGCGCACUUUGAUGAUGCUACAAUUGCAACAUUGAAGGCCUGUAUCGGCAGUAUCGAAAAAAUUUUUAACUGCGACGAUAUGGUUAAAGUACGAGAGUGUUUCAAGAAAGCUCAUUCAUAAGAAAUAUUAUCUGCUCUUCAAUAGAAAAUAUGCUAGUUGGUUGAUUUCGUGAUAAUUGUUUCUAUGUUUUAUUAUGUCAUUUUUAGAAUAUAUUUAAUCUAAAUAAAUGUACCAUAAAAACAAAUAAAUUAGAAAAUAUUA
Diabrotica virgifera virgifera (western corn rootworm) is the source of this 569-nucleotide messenger RNA. RefSeq lists its product as uncharacterized. NCBI's taxonomy places the organism in Eukaryota, Metazoa, Arthropoda, Insecta, Coleoptera, Chrysomelidae. The record is from RefSeq and is a predicted model, not a curated record. The coding region runs from base 51 to 428 and encodes 125 amino acids. Gene Ontology annotation, molecular function: odorant binding. The transcript has 2 exons.